Molecule: messenger RNA, 2566 nt
Organism: Nymphalis io (European peacock)
Lineage: Eukaryota; Metazoa; Arthropoda; Insecta; Lepidoptera; Nymphalidae
Gene: TfIIA-L
Product: transcription initiation factor IIA subunit 1
Exons: 1
Coding region: 345-1334 (329 amino acids)
Biological process (GO): transcription by RNA polymerase II; transcription initiation at RNA polymerase II promoter
Cellular component (GO): transcription factor TFIIA complex
Source: RefSeq, a predicted model, not a curated record
UUGUAGGUUAUGUUUUAGUCGUCAAUUGUCAAAAUUAAUUUCCAGUGUUUUUCGUGAAAUUAUUUGGAUAUGUUGAAGUUUUAUUGAAAUAUCUUUGGCUUUCUUGGUAUUAACCAUUUGUGAUUGUCUGUUUUAAUAUACACAAAUACUGCUUUUUCACCAUAAUGACUAUGUAUAUAGUUUCGAAUAUUACGGGUUGACAUUGAGAUGAGAUGUGAAUACAAAAGUCGAUGCGCACUUCUUAUUACUUGAAUUACCAAUUUCAAGUACAUACUUUACAAUUAGUUUUGAUAUUGUGAUAUAUGUAAUCAUAAAGAAAUACUGUAUAUUCAAAAAUAAUCAAAAUGACGAUGAGUCAAUUAUCCGUAAUGAAACUUUACAAUACAGUGGUGGAUGAUGUGAUAGCUGGUGUGCGGGAUUGCUUUCUGGAUGAUGGUGUAGAUGAACAGGUUUUGCAAGAGCUAAAACAGUUAUGGAAGACAAAGUUAACGGCCAGUGGGGCUAUGGACCCUCCGCAACCCGAAGCACCCGUAAUGCCGCCACCACCGGCGCUACAAAACUUUCAGAAAGCCAAUGGCAGUAAUGUUAUACCAAAAAGAGCUCCGGACAUGGCAUCUCAAAGUUCAAGCCAACACUCUGGAGUCGAACAUGGUGGUGCACCAUCAUCUAACAUACCUGGGGCUCAUCCUCACCAUGUUCUUGAUCCGAACAAUAAAGUUCCAGUUCAAUUAACAUUACCAGCUCAACCAGGAGUACCUGGGUCACAACCACGUUCCUUUACCAUACAAAUUCCAGCAUCUGCUCUUAAUGGUAACAAACUACAUCAAGUUCUUACAGGUCCUAUAAUUAAUGCUACAAUAAGUUUGCCGCAGCCUCUGGCUGCUACUCUCUUACAACAACAUAUCAAUUCAGCAUUAGCUGGCCAACAGAAUGAAUUUGAUGGGGGUGGAGGUGGUAGAAGUGGGGCUGCCCCAUUCUCACUGGAUGGUGCUUUAGAUUCAUCUGAUGAUGAUGGCUCAAAUGUUGGUGAUGGUUCAGAAGAUGGUGGUGGAGAUGACGAUGAAGAUGAGGAGUCAGCAGAGGAGAGAGCCGAGGAAGAAGAAGAGGAACGAGAUGAAAGUGGAGGUGCAGAAGAGGAGCCGUUAAACUCUGGCGAUGAUGUUUCCGAUGAAGAACCUGGUGAUAUGUUCGAUACCGAGAAUGUUGUUGUUUGCCAAUAUGACAAGAUAACUCGUAGUCGCAAUAAAUGGAAAUUCUAUCUAAAAGAUGGGAUAAUGAAUUUAUCUGGUAAAGAUUAUGUUUUUCAAAAAGCUAACGGCGAUGCGGAAUGGUGAAUAUAUCCAUGUAUGUCUGACAAGUGCUUAAAAUGUUUGUGUGAUUUGUCCUGGUUGUUGCUAAAAGGAAACAAAAAGACAUUGACUGAAUAAUAUCUUAAAUGUAUGGUCAAAUUUUAAACAUUGGUAACCUAUUAUUGUAUAUUCAUGUAAUAAAUUAUACUUACAAAAAUAUCAAAGAACAUGAUAGGUUUAUUUCAAUUAUAAUUUAAAACAUAUUUGGUACAUAAUGUUUAAAAGAAAUUAGUUCAAUGUUAGUUCAUUGUAUAGUAUAAAAUUUUAAAUAGUGAUACUUUUGUAACUACAAGGAGGUACAAUGACUGUGGGGUAUAUAUAUGUUGGGUGUGAUUUCACUAGGUUAGCUUCACUUUAUUAUAUAUUGCGGUAACAAUUAUAAUUAAAUAAAAAUUCAUGUGAUUUAAACCAAAAAUAAUGAUAAAAUUGUGAAGAGCAUGAAAGUGCCAAACAAAUUCUCACUUUCUUUAUUAGUUUCUGCCUCACUGUUUUUAAAUAAAAUAAAAUGUGCUAGUGCGAGUGAAGCUAAAAUGUUUAUGUAAUGUCAACCCCCUGUUCUAACUAGCUUUCAUCAGACAUUCACAGUAUAGAAUAUCCAGUUGACUCACUUAUAAUACAUAAUACCAAAUCAUAUAUUGUUGAAUCAUCAUCCACAUACCCUUAACAUUACUUGUUUUUUUUUUCCAAACAAUAAUUUAUCUAUCAUCUUAAAUUGUUCAAAAAUUUAUAAUAUUUCUAAUUGUCUAAUGUAUAUUGAUGUUAAUUUGGGAAGUGACUUGUGUAAUAGUAUAAGUAAGAAAAUAAUUUCAGUUUUUCUUAUCAUCUAUAGCUACACUGUAGCUGUACUGUACUGUAUCUGUACUGUACUGUAUCUGUACUGUACUGUAUCUGUACUGUACUGUAUCUGUACUGUACUGUAUCUGUACUGUACUGUAGUUCUACCCUUAAAAGCACAAAUUUUGUUUAAUUUUGGUUAUUUCCUUUUUACGCUGUCACUAAUUUAAUAUUGUGAUAUGACUAUUAGUAAUUCUUAUGUAAAUUUAAAUUAGAAUGCUGCCAAUUUUUUUUUGUAAGCCAGUAAUUGGAUUUCUAACCUUGCCUGGUUUAUAGCAAUUAAUAUAUGUUACUGUUCAAAUAAUGUAACAUUCUAAUGAUUGUGGUCCCUUAUGUGAUGAAGUUUGAUAAGAAUGGUAAUAAUAAUAAAAUAUGUUGCAUUA